AUGUCAGAAAUACUCGUCGUCACCUGCCCCUCUGGCAAACAAUGCAACCACCUCAUCCCUUUGCUCUAUAACAAGGGCAAGUGGAAGCUCCGUCUUGCUGCUCACUCGCAGGUGUCGAAGGAUAAGCUGCACUCUCAAUACCCUGAUGCCGAGAUCAUUCAAGUCGACCUGAACUCCUUGCACGACUGUCAAACGCUCCUCACCGGCGCCACCACCGUCUACCAUGUUGGCCCGUCCUUCCACUCUCGAGAGCGUGAAAUGGGGUUCAACAUGAUCGAUGCCGCGGUAGCCGAGACGAAAAGGCCCGGCAACGUAUUUAAGCACUUCGUCUUCUCUGGCGUGAUGGGCACACAGAUCCGAAACCUGAUGCAGCACGACCUUAAAUCGCACGUCGAGGAACGGCUGUACCUUAGCAUUGAGCUGAACUGGACGAUUCUGCAGCCGGCGAAUUUCAUGAACUUCUUUCCUAUAGCUUUAUUGGCUAGCCAGGAGCAGCCUGUUUUGGACAAGCUGUGGAAUCCCGAGGGAGCGAACAGUAUGAUUGCGCUGCAGGAUCUGGCCGAAGCAGCUGCUAAAGUGCUGAACGAGGGCGAGCAGCACUAUUUUGCACAGUACCAGCUGUCGUCUACUUUGCCUAUUCCCGAGACCGAGGUGGCUAAGAUUGUCGGAAAGCACCUCGGCAAGGAGGUUCAAACCAGGGCUCCGACAUUCGAGGAAGGGGUGGGCCGUGCCUUGCAAUACUUAUUUGGCGGCGCGGCUGCGGAGGGAGAACCUCGCCCGGAUAUUACUCGAGACGAGGCUGAAAGGUUGAUACUGUUCUCUAAUCGCCGCGGAUUGAGGGGCAGCCCUAAUGUCUUGAGGUGGCUCCUGGGAAGGGAGCCGACAACCCUUGAUGAGUGGAUAAAGACACAGAUGAAAAUUCAGAGCGAAAGACAGGGGGCAUAA
Molecule: messenger RNA, 945 nt
Organism: Diaporthe amygdali
Lineage: Eukaryota; Fungi; Ascomycota; Sordariomycetes; Diaporthales; Diaporthaceae
Exons: 1
Coding region: 1-945 (314 amino acids)
Source: RefSeq, a predicted model, not a curated record